Bombus pascuorum is the source of this 2462-nucleotide messenger RNA. Its product is annotated as coiled-coil and C2 domain-containing protein 2A-like. The record is from RefSeq and is a predicted model, not a curated record. Gene Ontology annotation, cellular component: ciliary transition zone. Lineage: Eukaryota; Metazoa; Arthropoda; Insecta; Hymenoptera; Apidae. Gene Ontology annotation, biological process: protein localization to ciliary transition zone; non-motile cilium assembly. The transcript is spliced from 3 exons. Bases 1 to 2334 code for a protein of 777 amino acids.
AUGUUCAACAAGGAUAUCGAUUUCAUCAAGGAAUAUGCACAACGUACAGAAGAUAGAAAAGAACAAGAUUUAAGUCUUUGUUAUGCAUAUCCUAUCAUAAAUAAAGUUUCAGAAAUCAAUGUUCUUACUAAUGAUACUAAAAAUCUGCGAAAAUUAUGUCAAGAAACUACAUUAGUUGAGGAUGGAUUAUAUUCUUCUGAUCAUCCAUUUGUUUACAGUGACAUUAAACUUUCUGAAUUUAGCAACAUGAAAGUUUUGCAAUACGAAUCAAAACGAAAAUUCUCUGGCAAAUUGUUAGAAAUUGUAAUUCGUGAAGUAAACAUUAAUACCAAUCAAUCAGAUUCUAUAGAAAUCACAUCUGUUUAUCUGUUAUUCAAAAAGAAAAUUAUAUGUAAGGUAAAUAGUCCCUUUAAUAGAAAGAUGCAUAAAUUGUUAAUAAAGAGUUCAGAAUGCAAUAAUCUUUCUACACAAGUACAUACUAAAAGUGGUCAAUCUAGCAUCUUACCAUUGCCGUUGCCAAAACGCAACAUUGAGAAUCAUACAGCAGAAAUAGAUUUUGCAAUAAGCGACAAUUUUGGUAGAAUACACGCUGGAACCGUCACUUGUACAAUUACCUUAAGUAGUUAUGGUGAAAAUGAACAAGAGUCAUAUGCAUCUCAUCUUUAUAAAUUAAGUAAUGAUCCAAAUGAUCCACAAAAUCAUUUAUCUUUACUCAAACCAUCGAAAAGUGUUCAUAAAAAGCAAGUGAAAUACUUUCUACUGGAAGAUCCAGCAUUAACUUUUGGCAGAAAUUCAGAAUUUAUCAUACCUAAGAAAAGUCAAACAGAGAAAAUAAAAUCUCCAGAUAUAGUCAUAACAGAACAACCUGCAUUUUCUUUGCUCAAUAUAUCAUUCAGGAACUUAUUCCAAUUUAAACACCCACUAGAAUCAUCAUCUGGUACCCGUAGACAUCAUACAAUAGGAAAAACAAUUUUGUCUGUAACUAUUCUGCGAGGAAUAGAAAUACCAAUUAGAGAAGAGUCUGCAUUAGUUCAACCAUUUGUAGAAGUUGAAUGGGGUAACACAGCACACACAACAUCCAUAGCAGAAGGUUCAGCACCUAUAUGGCACCAAACAAUGUACUUUGAGUUACCAAGACAAAAUGAAGAGCAUUGUAUAAAGAUUCGCCUAUUUGAUCAGCAUCCUGUCUGGGGUCGACAGUGGAUAGGUGAAGCCAGAAUUCCUCUUGAACAUCACAGAAAUUAUCAAGAACUUGAGCGAUGGAUUACAUUAUCUCCAUUAUUUAGCCCAAAUUUGUUAUUUGGAUACAUACAAGCUAGUCCUGGUCAAUCAUGUACUCGUAUUUACGUUCUGAUGAAAAUGGAUCAUUCAAUUACUCCUAAGUCGGUUGAAAGUACUACUAUAAAUACAUUAUUGAAAGGAAUUCAACGAUGUCUCGUUACAUCAUAUAAAAUUAACGGCGUCGAAAAUCCGAAAGAUGCUGCAAGAUUAGUAAUGCUUGUACCAUCGUUACCUAAUCAUUAUGGGCCGAUCACCCCACGUCAAACAUUGAACAUACGUAAAGUGGAUCACUAUGGAAGAGCAACUCUACUUGCAGUAUUAUUACAAGGUUUCAAUCUGCAGACAUACGUUUUAUUAGGUUCUUCUCAAAUAAGUAAAUGGACGUCAUUUGUUUUAAGUAUCAGUGAAAACGGAAUAUAUACGCUAUGGGACGCAGAAGUUGGAAAAUGCUAUAAAUUAGAUGAUACCCAUUGUCCUUUAAUGAAGGUGUCUCGACUAAUUAAUCAUUCUGGCAUAUGGGAAAAUUUGCAAAAAUCUAUUUUAGCCCAUAAUCUCAAGUACGACGUGAAAUUAAGCAAAGAAUGGCGAUUCGUUGAUAUUACGACGUCAACUAAAAAUGACCAUACUGUGCAAGUAUUAGAUCUAAGUAUUACAGAGGAAGAACUAAGGCAAAUUAAGAAGACCGCUAUGGAUUUAGAGCAGGCCUUAAAAGAUAAGUUAGCUCAUUGGCGAAGCACAAUUGGUUUAACGACGAUCUUUAAUCGACAUGCAAUAACUAUUUUACGAAAUUUUAUUUCUAAAAUAGAACCUUCUUCAGAAGUACAAUUAGAUAAAAGGGAUUUGAAACAAUUAUACAGAGCUUACCACGUUCAUGGUUUUAUUUUAAACAAACGUGAAUGCAGCAUCGAUGAUUUGAGCGAAUAUUUACAUGCGACGAAAAUUUAUAAUAUCAAUGAUCCAGUUGAAUUUGCUGUGGUAUGUCAGAUACAGCCUUACAUCGGUAAAAUUUCUUCGAUUUGGCUGGCUGUUAUAAUCCUUAAAAGUCGUGAUUAGUUGUCUGUACGAAUUAAUAUUAAUUUCUAUAUUAAGUGACAUAUUAAUUAGAAUUUAGCAUUUAGUAUCGAUUAUAUUCGUUUAUUGCAUAUUUUUAUAUUGCAUUAAAAUUAAUAUUACAAUGUUCA